Trichomycterus rosablanca is the source of this 7932-nucleotide messenger RNA. RefSeq names its product interferon-induced very large GTPase 1-like. NCBI's taxonomy places the organism in Eukaryota, Metazoa, Chordata, Actinopteri, Siluriformes, Trichomycteridae. The record is from RefSeq and is a predicted model, not a curated record. Gene Ontology annotation, molecular function: GTP binding. Bases 1 to 7932 code for a protein of 2643 amino acids. The transcript is spliced from 7 exons.
AUGAAAACUUCAGAUGUUCUUCAACUAACUUUUCUUUCAUUACAUUGCCAAGAACCUUGUGAAAAAAAAGAUCUGGUUCAAACUUUCCUACAAAGGUUGUUAAUGAUGGAUUACAGAGCAAGAUACAUCACCAACAAAGAAAUAGCCACUGCUUUAGACCCUCCUUUAUCAGAUACAGAUGAAGAAGAACUUGAUAAAUUUGAUGAGCUUUUUUGCCAAAAGGAUGGUGAAAGUGUAAAAAAUCCUAUCCAUCCCAUGGAUCUUCAGAUGGUGGUGUUCCACUGCUCUGACAGUUUCCUGAAGCAACUAAUAGUGACUAAACUCUCUCAGUGUCGGUACGCUCUGCCUCUACUAGUGCCAAAUCCAUUUACUGGAAAGAUCAAGUUUCCUUUGUGGACAUUUCGGCAAAUUACUAAAAGUUGGAAAACCACUGACACUUCUGGUACCAAGAUCAGUAAAACCCAGCAUGUUUAUGAAGCAGAAACUCCAAUGGUGGCGUUCUUCAGGUUAGGAGACGUGUCCUUUUCCAAGUCUCAGCUGAUGAACAGCUUGAUCAAUGAGAAGCAUCAGACGUUCUUCCACAGAUACUGUCUAGGCAGCAUUAAAAACCGUCUACUGAUGGAUGGAGUUGUGGAGAUUGCUUGGUACUGUCCAUCUGGAAAUGAAACUGAUCAUUUUACUGACUGUGUUGCUUUCUGUAAUCUACAUGGUGAUGCAGAAACCAGUAAGGAACAGCUGGAUCUUCUGACUGAAAUGUCGUCUGUAAAUGUUGUUCUUUUAUCUGAUCCUAAAAAUGAAAGAUACAGAGAGAUAAUACAGAAGUUUCUAAAAGACCCCAAACCACUCAUCUGUCUCCUUUCUGAGGAUCAAUCAGGUGUCACAAAGACUAAGAAUGGAAAAUACAGAAUUGGUCUAAAAGACAGAAACCAAUCAGAUGUAUCUGACAACCUCAGGACAACCAUCACAGAGUGUCUGUCCAAGUCAUCUUCAGUUUUUAAACUUGAAGAUUUAUACAAAAACGAUGAGAUCAGCAAAGAUGAAGAUGAUCCUGAAUGCAGGAAAGGAAAAGAAGCUGCACUAGAGAUAAUAAAACUACUGGAGGGGAAGGAAAUAUCCACAUUAAAGGAAACACACCUGCCCUGUCAAGGGAAGCUCUGGUAUGAGUGGUGUCAGAUAAACAAAGACUCACAUCGACUUCAAGGAAACAAUUUAGAAAUGCAAAAGAGUGAAAAACAAACACAAAUGAAACAAAUCCGUGAACAGCAACAAAAAAUUGGAGUCUCAAACUAUAUGAAGAAAUUUAUUUCCUCACUGAAUUCUCUAUCAGGAAAUGAAAAAUCAUUUUUUAUUAAAUGGUUCGUGAUUCUACUGGACAAACAAACCUCAGGUGAUCUUUCAGAUCUUCAUCACAAGUACAAUGAAACAUGGACAAGGGUUUUAGACAUCAAAAAGAAACAUGAUAAAUCAGGAAAGAUGAAGGCUGAGCAAACAGAACUUGAAGAAAUAUCUGUAAGACUGAAUGCCGCAACAUUUGGUCUGGAACACAUCUUUAGAGAGAUGGGUCAGAUAUAUGAGUCAUUUAUGUCCAUACAAAGAGGUAAGAAAACAUCUGGAGAAAUAAGUAUUUCAAUUUUUCCCAAACUUGCUGCAGAACUCAUAAAAUCUGGUCUUCCACUGGAGUUGAUGGAUGGUGAUGCUGCUCAUGUUCCUCUGAUUUGGGUUUCAGCAGUUCUGGAUGAACUCAUAAAGAAACUGGGAGACCAGAGAGUCUUUGUGCUGUCAGUUCUAGGGAUUCAGAGAUCAGGAAAAUCCACCAUGCUGAAUGCCAUGUUUGGACUCCAGUUUGCUGUCAGUGCUGGAAGGUGCACUCGAGGAGCCUUCAUGCAGCUGGUCAGAGUAUCAGAGGAGAUGAAGGAGCAGCUGAAGUUUGACUACGUUCUUAUUGUAGAUACUGAAGGGCUUCGAGCACUUGAGCUUGCAGGAACAUCCACUCGUCAUCAUGAUAAUGAACUUGCAACAUUUGUUGUAGGUCUUGGAAAUCUGACUUUGAUCAACAUGAAUGUUGGUGACAUCACAGCUGGAGAGAAGAACAUGGAGGGCAGGAGACGUCUACAGGAAAAACUGGAUGAAAUGACAAAAUUAGCUGCUAAAGAGGAAGACAGUGAAGCUGAGUGCUUCAGUGAUGUUAUUGCUUUCAAUGUACAACAUGAUGUUCAGUAUUUUGCACAGCUCUGGGAGGGCAGCCCACCAAUGGCUCCACCAAACCCCUCAUACAGUGAAAAUGUUCAGAAGUUAAAGAGAGACAUUUUCAAAAAUGCUACCAAGUCUCAUACUUUUAAGGGCAAAGGAGCAACAACCACAACACAGAUGAGAUCAGACAUGCCAGAAUUUAAUGGUAACAGGUCACAGCUUGAGAAACACAUCCUGAAAUCUCUGACAGAGCAGGAGAACUUUAAGAAGUACAUGGACGAGGUUCUGAAUCUUCUCAAAGGAAAUCUGAAACACAAAGAGCAUAAAGUGAUGAACGCUGUGAACAUCACAACUGAAGAAGUGAAGAAGAGCAGUGGUGAUGCAAACAUGUGGCUGAGAAGUUUGAAGAAUUCACUUACAGAUGAGCUGAGCUUAAAAGAAAUAACCUGCACUGGUCUGGAGGAAAUUACAGAUUUAGAUUUUCUUCGGCAGGUUGUGUGUGAAGGUCUCACAAAGAUGAUGUCAGAACAACAUAAAAGCUUCAACAGUGUAACCGACAUCAACAUGGAGAAGUUCAGGAAGAAACCUGAUGAGAUUCUGAUUGAACAUCUCUGUCAGUGCAGCUGGGCUCAGUGUCCAUUCUGUAAAGCCAUCUGCACCAACACAAUGGAGAAUCAUGAUGGAGAUCACAGCGUCCCCUUCCACAGAGUAAAUGGAAUCAAUGGAGGGUGCUACAGAUAUACAACAAAUCUUAGGGCUGAUAUUUGCACAACUGCAGUAGAAAGUGAUAGACGCUUCCACUCUCGUCAUGAUUCAGAUGUGUCAGUACCCUACAAACAAUACAGAACAGCAGGAGAAGAAUUUGCUAAGUGGAGCAUCACCCCUGAUAAUUCAGAGCUCCCAUACUGGAAGUGGUUUGUGUGCAGAUUUCAAACAGACCUGGAAAAGUACUAUGGUGAAACAUUUCAGGGAAAUGGAGAGAUUCCCACUGAAUGGAGAAACUACACAAAAGAAGAAGCUAUUGAGAGUGUGAUCUGGAAAAAAAUGGAGCUUGGAGUAGAAGAACCUGGAUCAAAAUGUGAAGAAAAGAAAAAACUAAAAGAACUUUUAACUAGACUUCAUCUUCUGGAAAAGCAGAAACUAAAAAUGAAAACUUCUGAUGCUCUUCAACUAACAGCUCAUUCAUUACAGUGUCAAGAACCUUGUGAAGAAAAAGAUCUGGUUCAAAUGUUCCUACAAAGAUUGUUGAUGAUGGACUACAGAGCAAGAUACAUCACCACCAAAGAAGAAGCCCCUGCUUUAGACCCUUCUUUUUCAGAGACAGAUGAGGACGAAAUUGAUGAAUUUGAUGAGCUAUUUGGCAAAAAAAGUGCAUCUUUUGAUGGUAAAACUGUAAAAACUCCUAUCCAUCCCAUGGAUCUUCAGAUGGCGGUGUUCCACUGCUCAGACAGUUUUCUGAAGCAACUAAUAGUGACUAAACUCUCUCAGUGUCGGUACGCUCUGCCUCUACUGGUGCCAAAUCCAUUUACUGGAAAGGUCGAGUUUCCUCUGUGGACCUUUCGGCAAAUUAUUAAAAGUUGGAAAACCACUGACGCUUCAGGUAUCAAGAUCAGUAAAACCCAGCAUGUUUAUGAAACAGAAUCUCCAAUGGUGGCGUUCUUCAGGUUAGGAGACGUGUCCUUUUCCAAGUCUCAGCUGAUGAACAGCUUGAUCAGUAAGAAGCAUGAUACAUUCUUCCACAGACACUGUCGUGGCAGCAUUAAAAACCGUCCACUGAUGGAUGGAGUUGUGGAGAUUGCUUGGUACUGUCCAUCUGGAAAAGAAACUGAUCGUUUUACUGACUGUGUUGCUUUCUGUAAUCUACAUGGUGAUGCAGAAACCAGUAAAGAACAACUGGAUAUUCUGACUGAAAUGUCAUCUGUAAAUGUUGUUCUUUUAUCUGAUCCUAAAAAUAAAAGAAAUAAGGAGAUGAUACAGAAGUUUCUAAAAGACCCCAAACCACUCAUCUGUCUCCUUUCUGAGGAUGAAUCAGGUGUCACAAAGACUAAGAAUGGAAAAUACAGAAUUGGUCUGAAAGACAGAAAUCAGUCAGACGUAUCUGAGAACCUCAGAACAACCAUCACAGACUGUCUGUCCAAGUCAUCUUCAGUUUUUAAACUUGAUAAUUUACACAAAAACAAUGAGAUCACCAUAGAUGAAGAUUAUCCUGAAUGCAGGAAAGGAAAAGAAGCUGCACUAAAGAUAACAAAACAGCUGGAGGGGAAGGAAAUAUCCACAUUAAAGGAAACACACCUGCCCUGUCAAGGGAAGCUCUGGCAUGAGUGGUGUCAGAUAAACAAAGACUCACAUCGACUUCAAGGAAACAAUUUAGAAAUGCAAAAGAGUGAAAAACAAACACAAAUGAAACAAAUCCGUGAACACCAACAAGAAAUUGGACAGUCAGGCUUUAUGAAAAAAAUUGUUUCCUCACUUAAUUCUCUAUCAGGAAAUGAAAAAUCAUUUUUUAUUAAAUGGCUUGAGAUUCUAAUGGAUAAACAAACCUCAGAUGAUCUUUCAGAUCUUCAUCACAAAGAAAAGAUGAAGACUGAGCAAGCAGAACUUGAACAAAUAUCUGUAAAACUUAAUGCAGCAACAUUUGGUCUGGAACACAUCUUCAGAGAGAUGGGUCAGAUAUACGAGUCAUUUAUGUCCAAACAACUUAGUAACAAAAGAUCUGAAGAAGAAAGCAUCUCCGAUCUCCCCAAACUUGCUGCAGAACUCAUAAAAUCUGGUCUCCCAAUGGAGCUGAUGGAUGGUGAUGCUUCUCAUGUUCCUCUGAUUUGGGUUUCAGCAGUUCUAGAUGAACUCAUAAAGAAACUGGGAGACCAGAGAGUCUUUGUGCUGUCAGUUCUUGGGAUUCAGAGCACAGGAAAAUCCACCAUGCUGAAUGCCAUGUUUGGACUCCAGUUUGCUGUCAGUGCUGGAAGGUGCACCCGAGGAGCCUUCAUGCAGCUGGUCAGAGUAUCAGAUGAGAUAAAGGAGCAGCUGAAGUUUGACUAUGUUCUUAUUGUAGAUACUGAAGGGCUUAGAGCGCCUGAACUUGCAGGAAAAUCCACUUACCAUCAUGAUAAUGAACUUGCAACAUUUGUUGUAGGUCUUGGAAAUCUGACUUUGAUCAACAUAUUUGGUGAGAACCCUGCUGAGAUGCACGAGAUUCUUCAGAUUGUUGUUCAGGCCUUCCUGAGAAUGAAGAGGGUCAAACUUAAUCCAAGCUGUAUGUUUGUCCAUCAGAAUGUUGGUGACAUCACUGCUGGAGAGAAGAACAUGGAGGGCAGGAGACGUCUACAGGAAAAACUGGAUGAAAUGACAAAAUUAGCUGCUAAAGAGGAAGACAGUGAAGCUGAGUGCUUCAGUGAUGUUAUUGCUUUCAAUGUACAAGAUGAUGUUCAGUAUUUUGCACAGCUCUGGGAGGGCAGCCCACCAAUGGCUCCACCAAACCCCUCAUACAGUGAAAAUGUUCAGAAGCUAAAGAGAGCUAUUUUCACAAAUGCUACCAAGUCUCAUAGUAUGAAACUCUCAGAGUUUAAAUCCCGCAUCAGUGAUCUGUGGAAGGCUCUACUGAACGAGAACUUUGUUUUUAGCUUUAAAAACACAUUGGAGAUUGCAGUCUACAGGAAACUAGAAACUGAGUUUGGAAAAUGGACCUGGUCCCUCAGAAGUGCCAUGUUAGAACAUGAAGAAAAACUGCACAACACAAUUAAAAACAAAAAACUGCUAAAGAUUAAGGACAAAGACCUUUAUGCUCACAUGAAAAAGACCAAAGAAGAAGUGGAGAAAUCAAUGAAGUGUUACUUUGAAAAGGACAAGGACAAAGACAUUUUAAUUCAGUGGAAAGUGAGAUGUGAACAGAGAAUUAAACAACUUCUUAAAGAUCUUGUCAAAAAUGCAAAAACAAACCUGAAUAAUUUACUUCAACAGCAAAAAGCUCGAGAAACGUUUGAUCACAAAAAGACAGAGUAUGAUGAAAAGCUCUUCAAUGUGAGUAAAGCACUUGCUCUACAACUAAAAAGCACAGAAACUGAUGAACAAGUCCUCAGACAGGAAUUUGAUGAAGUGUGGAACCAAUGGGUCACUGAACUGACACAAGACACUCCUUCAGAAAAACCUCUUUAUAUUUGGGAGGAUGUGAUACAGAUUCUAUCUGAAGGUAAUGAACAAGCUGCUGUGUUUGAGCGAAUAUCUCAGGAGGAUUACACAAAGAUACACAGACUGGGAGAUUAUUCAUGUUAUAUUUUAAAGAAAUCAAUAGUAGAGAAAACUGUUGAUAAAGUUAAGUCUGUAUUUACACAAGAUGAAAUGAGUUCUUUUGAAGUCCAGGAGUCAGUGAGGAGCCUAAUCAACAAUGUCAUCCAAGAAUCUGAUGAUUUAGUCAAGAAGAUCUGCAGCAAAAUUACAGGACAGGGGUACAAAAACAGCUACAUUCAGGAAAUAAGUGACCAGGUCAAAAACAGAGUUGAGCAAUAUCAGAGUGAGAACAAGAAAAUAAAGCUGAAGAAGGAAUUCACUCUGGAUCUCUGUCUUCAUGUGUGUCACCUUGCAGAUUCCAAAUUCACAAAGAUCCACCAACAGUUCAGAGAUGAAAAUGAUGUAAAAUUUUACCUGGAAAAGCAGAAACCACAAUAUUACAGCAUCUUCCAGAACUACUGCAGAGGAGCAACAACCACAUCAGUAUUUGGUGAACUUGUCUACAACAAUCUUGUACCAGCCAUCCUGGAAGCUGUCUACAAUAAAACUGCUAUUGAUCUGUCAACACAGAUGAGAUCAGACAUGCCAGAGUUUAAUGGUAACAGGUCACAGCUUGAGAAACACAUCCUGAAAUCUCUGGCAGAGCAGGAGAACUUUGAGAAGUACAUGGAGUACGUCCACCAUCCCAAGAAACACUUUGAACAGUUUAUUACAGAAAAUGUUGAUAAAUACAUCACUGAAAAUAACAGCAAGGUUCUGAAUCUUCUCAAAGGAAACCUGAAACACAAAGAGCAGAAAGUGAUGAACGCUGUGAACAUUGCAACUGAAGAAGUGAAGAACAGCUGUGGUGAUGCAAACAUGUGGAUGAGAAGUUUGAACAAUUCACUUACAGAUGAGCUGAGCUUAAAAGAAAUAACCUGCACUGAUCUGGAGGAAAUUACAGAUUUAUAUUUUCUUCGGCAGGUUGUAUGUGAAGGUCUCACAAAGAUGAUGUCAGAACAACAUAAAAGCUUCAACAGUGUAACAGACAUCAACAUGGAGAAGUUCAGGAAGAAACCUGAUGAGAUUCUGAUUGAACAUCUCUGUCAGUGCUGCUGGGUUCAGUGUCCAUUCUGUAAAGCCAUCUGCACCAACACAAUAGAGAAUCAUGAUGGAGAUCACAGUGUCCCCUUCCACAGAGUAAAUGGAAUCACAGGAUGGUACUACAGAUAUACAACAAAUCUCUGUGCUGAUAUUUGUACAACUUUAGUACAAAGUGAUAAACAGUUUUACCCCCGUCAUGAUAGAUAUGAUUUAUUACAUUACAAAAUCUACAGAACAGCAGGAGGAGAAUAUGCUAAGUGGAGCAUCACCCCUGAUAAUUCAGAGCUCCCAUACUGGAAGUGGUUUGUGUGCAGAUUCCAAACAGUUCUGGAAAAGCAUUAUGGUAAAACAUUCCAGGGCUAUGGAGAGAUUCCCACUAGAUGGAGAAACUGCACAAAAAAAGAAGCUAUUGAGAGUUUGAAUGAAUACAUCUGA